GCACUUAAAUUCCAACACAAGCUCCUCCUCUCUCUCUCUCUCUGCGAUCUUACAAGGAACGAAACGCGAGCAGAUACAAGUAGAUCUCAGAUCUCGCCAGGCCUGCCUUUAGAUCCAGAAUGUGGUGGUCUCUCCACUCAUCGAUCUGAGAGUGAUAUCUUCCACGUCUUUUACGCACGUAGACAUGUCAAGAAGGCCAGGAAAUUAUACACGCCGCUUCGUGGGGAAUGGUGGAAUUUUUCAUCCAAAAUCACGUGCCUCUCCUUUAUUAUACAUUGUCCUUGUGUUUCUGGGGGUAAUUCUUUUCAUUGGCUAUUUCUACAGAAGCUCAGGACGUGACAAAGCAGUGUUUAGUAGGAUUGAAGGAGACUUCACAUGCACAUUAGAAGUUCAGAGAGCAAUACCAAUAUUGAAGAAAGCCUAUGGUGACAGUAUGCAUAAAGUCUUGCAUGUCGGACCUGAUACUUGUUCAGUGGUCUCUAAAUUCUUGAAAGAAGAGGAAACUGAAGCAUGGGGUGUGGAGCCCUAUGACAUAGAGGACGCUGAUGGGAAUUGCAAAAGUCUUGUUCGCAAAGGCAUUGUACGUGUGGCAGAUAUCAAGUUCCCUCUGCCAUAUAGACCCAAGUCAUUUUCUCUUGUCAUAGUGUCGGAUGCCCUGGAUUACCUAUCUCCAAGAUACCUGAAUAAGACUCUCCCAGAUUUGGCAAGGGUGUCUACUGAUGGUCUUGUUAUCUUCACAGGUUAUCCUGGUCAUUCACGAGCUAAAGUUGCAGAGCUAUCCAAAUUUGGACGUCCCGCCAAAAUGCGGAGCUCGUCUUGGUGGGUACGGUUUUUUCUUCAGACCAGCUUAGAAGAAAAUGAAGCAGCAAUAAAAAAGUUUGAGCAGGCUGCAAUCAAGAGUUCAUUCCAGUCGAGGUGCCAAGUUUUCCACCUCAAUUCAUACCAUUGAUUAUAAGAUUCAUAACAGUGAUCUCUUCAUUUGUUUUGGAGUUCCUCUAUAAGAGUCAAUAUUUAUUUAGCUCCCAUACAUAAUGUGCCAUGUGAGGCAAUUCAAUUUGGUGGAAGAAAUAUUUGUUACAUCCUCUUAUGUUGUCCUUAACAUUAUUACAAUUUCUAUUUAUUAAUGAUAGUUGAUGGUAAUAUGGCC
Ilex paraguariensis (yerba mate) is the source of this 1147-nucleotide messenger RNA. Lineage: Eukaryota; Viridiplantae; Streptophyta; Magnoliopsida; Aquifoliales; Aquifoliaceae. The record is from the annotation of a GenBank genome assembly.